AUGCUCCUGUUUCCUCGGCCUGAAGACAUGAAAGACAUCUAUCGGGACCCCAACUGCAACACCAAAGCUGAGUUCUAUGGGACUGGGGCGCUUGGCCCACCGAGUCUGUUCACCACCCUGGAUGGGGAGAGGCACAGAAAGCUGCGGAAAGCUCUCGGAGGCUCACAGUGGACUAUUGGGUCCCUCAAGAACACGUGGGAGCCGCGCAUUGAUGAGCUGAUCGUACUCUUCACCGAGAAAAUGUCCGACUCCGCCGAGAACCAGCAAGAGAUCGUCCUUUGUGACAAAGUCGCCGAGUUUGCUGCUGAUGUACUCACCAUGAUGGCCUUCACGGAGCCCUGGGGCUUCGUUCGACAUGGGCGCGAUGAGCGGGAUUUCCUCAGAUCGUGGCGCGCGGGACUCAACUACUUCGGGCUUGCUGGCCGAUGGAAGUCCUUCUGCGACCAUAUCCUCAAAAGCCCUACCCUUUCGCCGUACUUCUUACCAAGCACCAGGGACACGCAUGGCAUGGGGUAUUUAGCCUUUCACGCUGACCAGCAGGUAUCGCAGCGGGAGAAGGAGAUGGAGCAGUCGAACGGCAACUUCACCAUGAAGAAUCCAGAUCUUCUUCAGUACUGCCUUGAUGCUCGCUACUCAGAUGGCUCUCCGCUCACUCCCGUCGAGAGACGCGCCCACGUAACCCUCCUGAUCCAAGCCGGAGCCGACUCAACAGGCACCGGCCUUGGGAGCACCUUGAGGUUCCUGCUCACGCACCCUUCCAGCAUGCAGAGAGCUCGUUCGGAAAUCGAAUCAGCAGAGAAAGCCAGCAAGCUCAGCCGUCCCAUACGGUACGAAGAAUCGCGCAAGCACCUCCCCUACUUCGGCGCGUGCAUCAAGGAAUCCCUCAGGCUUAACCCACCUGCUCCCAACUUAUUCGCGCGAGUCACACCCGCAGGAGGGAAGCGGGUAGGCGGUGUCUCUGUCCCCGCUGGCGCAGAGAUUACCACGAACGCCUUUGUGGUCCAGCGAGACCCGGAGCUGUAUGGGCCUGACCCUGAAGCAUUCCGCCCGGAAAGAUGGCUUGAUCCUGGCCGUGAGGGGGAGAUGGAUGCUGCUACGUUCAUUUUCGGCAUGGGGCCUCGCGUUUGUCUUGGGAAAGACGUGGCUUACAUGGAAAUUUGGAAGUUGCUUCCGGAGAUAAUUCGCAACCUCGACUUGGAGCUCACCAUCGUAACGUUGCGGGCGCUGUUGAUGCAGGCGAAAGCACUCGGCGCCGUCUUGUACCCCUUUAACCGACACCUCAUGCUUCUGACGUAUCAAGCCGUCUAA
This is a messenger RNA of Anthostomella pinea, 1308 nucleotides long. Lineage: Eukaryota; Fungi; Ascomycota; Sordariomycetes; Xylariales; Xylariaceae. The record is from the annotation of a GenBank genome assembly.